This is a messenger RNA of Panicum virgatum (switchgrass), 1569 nucleotides long. RefSeq names its product EID1-like F-box protein 3. The record is from RefSeq and is a predicted model, not a curated record. Gene Ontology annotation, molecular function: protein binding. The transcript has a single exon. Lineage: Eukaryota; Viridiplantae; Streptophyta; Magnoliopsida; Poales; Poaceae. Bases 362 to 1237 code for a protein of 291 amino acids.
GGGAUUAGCGCGUAGCGCCGCAGAUAUUUAGCCGGGGAAAGUGCGGCGAGACAUCUCUAACCCGCACCGAGACGCGCACCUAAUUUGCUACUCUACUAGCAGCGUCCUGACGCUGGGGAGCGCUCCACUUGUCGCUCGGGCGCCGCGACACGGCGGCGCGGCCGGGAAUCGGGCGCCUGACCGCCGCGAGCGCAGUCGCCGUAUAUAACCGCCUCCGACCUCGGAAAACUGGCGGCACGAUAUAAUUGGCCACCGGCCGGCACCGACCGCCAGUUAGGCAAGGGGAACGCUCUCUAGUCGGCGGUCACUCGCGCGCCGCGGCGCACGCCGGUGCGCGCCCGAGGUUGAUGGGCGCGGCGGGAUGAGCGAGAGGGGCCCGAGCAUGAGGCGGCUGAGCGGCGCGUCCAACGGCGGCGGCGGCGGCGGCGGCAAGGCGGCGGGAGCGGGGUCCGGCGGCGCCGCCGGGCCGUGGGAGGGGGGCGGCAAUGCGGCGCGGAUCCGUGGCGUGAACGUCGGGAUCAUGGACGAGAAGGUGCUGGAGCUCGUGUUCCGGGCGCUCAACUGGGACCCGCAGGCGCUGUGCGUGGUGGCGCGGGUGAGCCGGCGGCUGCGCGCCGUGGCGGAGCGCGUGCUGUGGCGGGAGCUCUGCGUGUCGCGGGCGCCGCGGAUGGUGGCGGCGCUGACGGGCGGAGCCCCCGCGGCCGGGCGCAUCGGCGGCGGGUGGCCGGCGCUGGCGAAGCUGCUCCUCUUCUGCUGCGGCGCGGCGGGGGCGGCCGUCCCGGGCCACUUCGCCCCGGUGUCCCGCUUCUCCAAGACGUCCGGCCGGAGUUUCCUGUCGCGGCGGUGCGCGGGGGACCUGCUGUACGUGUCCGACCCCUGCGAGCACGCGGUGGCCGGCGCCGCCGACGACGUGGGCGCCUACCGCGGCGUGUUCCGCGGGUUCAUGCGCUCCCGGACGCGGGCGUGGCUGGUGGGCCACCGCGCGCCGCUGGAGCCCCGCUUGCGCUGCCCCUACUGCGGCGCGCGCGUCUGGAGCAUGACCGCCGCCGGGCUCGCCCCGCGCAGCGCGUCGCGGCGGCUCGGCGCCAACGACGGCCGCCUCGAGUACUUCGUCUGCGUCAGCGGGCACCUCCACGGCAGCUGCUGGCUCGCGCGCCUCUCCGACAGCGAGGGCGCCGGGCCCGACGGAUCCGACGCCGACGACUCGUCCGCCGACGAGGGCGACGUCGGGCUGUGACUCGCCUCGCCGGUGGAUCCGACGUGGACAGAAAGUCUAGUUUAGCCUCAGCUUAGCAUUUUUCCUCUUUUCUUUCCAUUCAUCUUUCUAAAUGUGGCUGGCGGCGUGCCGAUGUCUGUUGCAUUUACUUCGGUGUUCGCCGGACGCCACCGGAUCAGGCACAGGCACGAGCCAGCCUUGCAGCGGCGGCGCGCACCGACGCGCCGUGCUUUUGACACCGUGGCCUGCUCGGGGCUUCACAUGGGCCAUGGCAGAAUCUUUAAACCGGCAGUGGACUAGUGAUAUGCCUAUCCAUGCUUUCAAGACGGCCGAUCUGACUUCGCCGCCGUGCA